Mus pahari (shrew mouse) is the source of this 9959-nucleotide messenger RNA. RefSeq names its product talin 2 (gene Tln2). Gene Ontology annotation, cellular component: plasma membrane; ruffle; cytoskeleton. The transcript has 59 exons. Gene Ontology annotation, molecular function: integrin binding; structural constituent of cytoskeleton; actin filament binding. The record is from RefSeq and is a predicted model, not a curated record. Gene Ontology annotation, biological process: cell-cell adhesion. Bases 304 to 7983 code for a protein of 2559 amino acids. Lineage: Eukaryota; Metazoa; Chordata; Mammalia; Rodentia; Muridae.
GCGCCCGGAGCCAGCAGCGGCGGCGACAGCGGCAGCGGCGGCGCAGUGGGAGCGGAGCUGGCUGCACUCGUGGGCUGGCGCUCCGCAAUGAGACAGUAGCUGCAUCCCCGCGUGCGCUGCUGUAGGGUAACAUCUGGACUGGAAUUGAGGCUCUUCUGGUGCUUGGAUGUCCCUAAGUUCCUAGAUCAGCUUGUUGAAGACUGUAUUGCUGCUAGAAGCUUCUCACUCGGGAUCUUUUCAGAGAAACUGAAACUGAAUAAACUGAGAAUUUAGAUGCUCUGAGUGAAACCCAUCAAAUCAUCUAUGAAAAUGGUGGCCCUAUCCUUAAAGAUCUGUGUCCGCCACUGCAAUGUGGUGAAGACCAUGCAGUUUGAGCCAUCUACAGCUGUGUAUGACGCCUGUCGAGUCAUUCGGGAGAGAGUACCUGAGGCACAGACUGGGCAAGCUUCUGACUAUGGGCUGUUUCUCUCUGAUGAAGACCCGAGGAAAGGGAUUUGGCUAGAAGCAGGUCGGACACUGGAUUACUACAUGUUGCGGAAUGGGGACAUUCUGGAAUACAAGAAGAAACAGAGGCCUCAGAAAAUCCGAAUGUUGGAUGGCUCUGUGAAGACGGUGAUGGUAGAUGACUCCAAGACGGUGGGGGAGCUCCUGGUCACAAUCUGCAGCAGGAUAGGAAUAACAAAUUAUGAAGAAUACUCUUUAAUCCAAGAAACCAUUGAAGAAAAGAAAGAAGAAGGGACAGGCACACUAAAAAAAGACAGGACGUUGUUACGAGAUGAGAGGAAGAUGGAGAAGCUGAAGGCCAAACUGCACACGGAUGAUGACUUAAAUUGGCUAGAUCACAGCCGGACAUUCAGAGAGCAAGGCGUGGAUGAAAAUGAAACAUUGUUGCUUAGACGGAAGUUCUUUUACUCUGAUCAGAAUGUGGACUCGAGAGACCCGGUGCAGUUGAACUUGCUUUAUGUCCAGGCUCGGGAUGACAUCCUGAAUGGCUCUCACCCUGUCUCCUUCGAGAAGGCAUGUGAGUUUGGUGGGUUCCAAGCCCAGAUACAGUUUGGACCUCACGUGGAACACAAACACAAGCCUGGAUUCUUAGAUCUAAAGGAGUUCCUGCCAAAAGAGUACAUCAAGCAGAGAGGAGCCGAGAAGCGAAUAUUUCAGGAACAUAAAAACUGUGGAGAGAUGAGUGAAAUAGAAGCCAAGGUGAAGUACGUCAAACUCGCCCGGUCCCUCCGGACAUACGGGGUGUCCUUUUUCCUAGUGAAGGAAAAAAUGAAAGGCAAGAACAAGUUGGUUCCCCGUCUCCUGGGCAUCACCAAGGACUCUGUCAUGCGUGUGGAUGAGAAGACCAAGGAGGUGCUUCAGGAGUGGCCACUCACCACAGUCAAGCGCUGGGCCGCUUCACCCAAGAGCUUCACACUGGAUUUUGGGGAGUACCAAGAGAGCUACUAUUCAGUACAAACCACAGAGGGAGAGCAAAUAUCCCAGCUGAUUGCAGGAUACAUUGAUAUCAUCCUCAAAAAGAAACAAAGCAAAGAUAGAUUUGGGCUGGAAGGGGAUGAGGAGUCAACUAUGUUGGAAGAGUCAGUUUCCCCAAAAAAAUCUACCAUCCUGCAGCAGCAGUUCAACCGGACUGGGAAGGCAGAGCAUGGCUCAGUGGCACUGCCAGCUGUCAUGCGCUCUGGCUCCAGUGGGCCUGAGACUUUCAAUGUUGGCAGCAUGCCGUCACCACAGCAACAGGUCAUGGUUGGACAGAUGCACCGAGGACACAUGCCUCCGCUGACUUCGGCACAGCAAGCCCUUAUGGGGACCAUCAACACAAGCAUGCACGCUGUCCAGCAGGCUCAGGAUGACCUCAGCGAGCUCGACUCGCUGCCACCUCUCGGCCAAGAUAUGGCAUCUAGGGUAUGGGUUCAGAACAAAGUGGAUGAAUCCAAGCAUGAAAUCCACUCUCAAGUUGAUGCUAUCACAGCUGGAACAGCUUCAGUUGUCAACCUCACGGCUGGUGACCCCGCAGACACUGACUACACAGCUGUGGGCUGUGCAAUCACUACCAUUUCUUCCAACCUGACCGAAAUGUCCAAGGGGGUCAAGCUGCUGGCGGCCCUCAUGGACGAUGAUGUGGGCAGUGGGGAGGAUCUUCUCAGAGCUGCCAGGACCCUCGCGGGGGCCGUGUCUGAUUUGCUGAAGGCUGUGCAGCCUACUUCUGGAGAGCCUCGGCAGACUGUUUUGACUGCUGCCGGAAGCAUCGGCCAAGCUAGUGGAGACCUCCUGAGACAGAUUGGCGAGAGCGAGACGGACGAGAGAUUCCAAGAUGUUUUAAUGAGUCUAGCUAAAGCUGUUGCCAACGCUGCUGCCAUGUUAGUACUGAAGGCAAAGAAUGUGGCCCAAGUGGCUGAAGACACCGUCCUACAGAACAGGGUGAUCGCCGCAGCCACCCAGUGUGCCCUCUCCACCUCGCAGCUUGUGGCAUGUGCUAAGGUGGUGAGCCCCACCAUCAGCUCUCCCGUGUGCCAGGAGCAGCUGAUCGAAGCUGGGAAGCUGGUGGACCGCUCUGUGGAAAACUGUGUCCGAGCCUGCCAGGCAGCCACCGGUGAUAGCGAGCUCCUGAAGCAGGUCAGCGCGGCAGCCAGUGUGGUCAGCCAGGCCCUGCACGACCUCCUGCAGCAUGUGCGGCAGUUCGCCAGCCGAGGCGAGCCCAUUGGCCGCUAUGACCAGGCCACCGACACCAUCAUGUGCGUCACUGAGAGCAUCUUCAGUUCCAUGGGCGAUGCUGGUGAGAUGGUGCGCCAAGCCCGGGUGCUGGCCCAGGCCACAUCAGAUCUCGUCAAUGCCAUGAGGUCAGAUGCGGAAGCUGAGAUUGACAUGGAAAAUUCCAAGAAGCUCCUGGCGGCUGCAAAGCUCUUGGCUGACUCCACUGCCCGCAUGGUGGAAGCUGCGAAGGGAGCUGCAGCCAACCCAGAGAAUGAAGACCAGCAACAAAGGCUGAGAGAAGCUGCCGAGGGUCUCCGAGUAGCAACCAACGCCGCUGCGCAGAAUGCUAUUAAGAAAAAAAUCGUCAACCGGCUGGAGGUUGCAGCCAAGCAGGCUGCAGCUGCUGCCACCCAGACCAUCGCAGCCUCCCAGAACGCAGCCAUCUCCAACAAGAACCCCUCAGCGCAGCAGCAACUGGUCCAGAGCUGCAAGGCGGUGGCUGAUCACAUCCCUCAGCUAGUGCAGGGUGUGAGAGGGAGCCAAGCACAAGCAGAAGACCUCAGUGCCCAGCUGGCUCUCAUCAUCUCCAGCCAGAACUUCCUGCAGCCUGGAAGCAAGAUGGUGUCCUCCGCUAAGGCGGCGGUGCCCACUGUGAGUGACCAGGCCGCAGCCAUGCAGUUGAGUCAGUGCGCCAAGAACCUGGCGACCAGCCUGGCUGAGCUGCGCACUGCCUCGCAGAAGGCCCACGAAGCCUGUGGCCCUAUGGAAAUUGAUUCUGCACUGAACACAGUGCAGACUCUCAAGAAUGAGCUGCAGGACGCCAAGAUGGCUGCUGCAGAAAGUCAGCUGAAACCACUUCCAGGAGAAACACUGGAAAAGUGUGCUCAGGACCUGGGAAGCACCUCUAAGGGAGUGGGCUCCUCCAUGGCGCAGCUUCUGACCUGCGCUGCUCAAGGCAAUGAGCACUACACAGGUGUGGCAGCAAGAGAAACAGCCCAGGCUCUGAAAACACUGGCCCAGGCUGCCCGGGGAGUGGCUGCAUCCACAAAUGAUCCUGAGGCUGCUCAUGCCAUGUUAGACUCUGCUCGGGAUGUGAUGGAGGGCUCUGCCAUGCUCAUCCAGGAAGCCAAGCAGGCACUAAUUGCACCUGGAGACACAGAAAGUCAGCAGAGAUUAGCCCAGGUGGCCAAAGCUGUGUCGCACUCACUGAAUAACUGCGUGAAUUGCCUCCCUGGACAGAAGGAUGUGGAUGUCGCCUUGAAGAGCAUCGGGGAGGCCAGCAAGAAGCUACUUGUAGAUUCGCUCCCUCCGAGCACAAAGCCUUUCCAGGAGGCCCAGAGCGAGCUGAACCAGGCUGCUGCUGAUCUAAACCAGUCUGCUGGGGAAGUCGUCCAUGCCACAAGGGGCCAGAGUGGAGAGCUGGCGGCCGCUUCUGGAAAGUUCAGUGAUGACUUUGACGAGUUCCUGGAUGCUGGCAUUGAGAUGGCUGGCCAGGCACAGACAAAAGAAGAUCAGAUGCAAGUGAUAGGGAACCUGAAGAAUAUCUCAAUGGCGUCCAGCAAGCUCCUGUUAGCCGCCAAGUCUCUCUCUGUAGAUCCUGGAGCUCCCAACGCAAAAAAUCUUCUGGCUGCAGCUGCAAGAGCUGUGACAGAGAGCAUCAAUCAGCUGAUCAUGCUGUGCACUCAGCAGGCCCCUGGGCAGAAGGAGUGUGACAACGCCCUGCGCGAGCUUGAGACUGUCAAGGGGAUGUUGGAAAACCCAAAUGAGCCCGUGAGUGACCUCUCUUACUUUGACUGCAUUGAGAGUGUGAUGGAGAACUCGAAGGUUCUGGGCGAGUCAAUGGCAGGAAUUUCCCAGAAUGCUAAGACUGGAGACCUCCCUGCCUUCGGAGAAUGUGUGGGGAUUGCAUCUAAGGCUCUCUGUGGGCUGACAGAGGCAGCAGCCCAGGCUGCGUACCUGGUUGGCAUCUCUGAUCCAAACAGCCAGGCAGGCCACCAAGGCCUGGUGGACCCCAUCCAGUUUGCCAGGGCUAACCAGGCGAUCCAGAUGGCAUGUCAGAACUUGGUGGACCCUGGCAGCAGCCCAUCACAGGUUCUGUCGGCUGCCACUAUCGUUGCCAAGCACACGUCAGCCUUAUGCAAUGCCUGCCGCAUCGCCUCGUCCAAGACGGCCAACCCUGUUGCCAAAAGGCACUUCGUCCAGUCAGCCAAGGAGGUUGCCAACAGCACCGCCAUCCUGGUCAAGACCAUCAAGGCCCUGGAUGGGGAUUUCUCUGAAGACAACCGCAAUAAGUGUCGAAUUGCUACCACACCCUUGAUUGAGGCCGUGGAGAACCUGACAGCGUUUGCAUCAAACCCCGAGUUUGCCAGCAUUCCUGCACAGAUCAGCUCUGAGGGCUCCCAGGCGCAGGAACCAAUCUUGGUCUCAGCCAAGACCAUGCUGGAGAGCUCAUCGUACCUCAUCCGAACCGCACGCUCUCUGGCCAUCAACCCCAAAGAUCCACCCACCUGGUCUGUGUUGGCUGGACACUCCCACACUGUGUCUGACUCCAUUAAGAGUCUCAUCACGUCUAUCAGGGACAAAGCCCCAGGGCAGAGGGAAUGUGACUACUCCAUUGAUGGUAUCAACCGGUGCAUCAGGGACAUCGAGCAGGCUUCCCUGGCUGCGGUCAGCCAGAGCCUGGCCACGAGGGAUGACAUCUCUGUGGAGGCCCUACAGGAGCAGCUGACCUCGGUGGUCCAGGAAAUCGGGCAUCUUAUUGAUCCCAUUGCCACAGCAGCCCGAGGAGAAGCUGCCCAACUUGGACAUAAGGUGACACAGCUGGCGAGCUACUUUGAGCCCUUGAUCUUAGCUGCAGUUGGUGUUGCCUCCAAGAUGCUGGACCAUCAACAACAGAUGACAGUGCUAGACCAGACCAAGACUCUUGCAGAGUCUGCCCUGCAGAUGCUGUACGCAGCCAAGGAAGGUGGAGGAAACCCUAAGGCACAGCACACCCACGACGCCAUCACAGAGGCUGCGCAGCUGAUGAAGGAAGCUGUGGAUGACAUCAUGGUGACACUGAAUGAAGCUGCCAGUGAGGUGGGGCUGGUGGGAGGCAUGGUGGACGCCAUCGCAGAAGCCAUGAGCAAGCUGGAUGAAGGCACACCUCCAGAACCAAAGGGAACGUUUGUUGACUACCAGACGACUGUGGUUAAAUACUCCAAAGCCAUUGCCGUCACAGCUCAGGAAAUGAUGACUAAGUCGGUUACUAACCCGGAGGAGUUGGGAGGCCUGGCUUCACAAAUGACCACUGACUAUGGGCACCUGGCUCUCCAGGGCCAGAUGGCAGCAGCCACCGCCGAACCAGAGGAGAUUGGAUUCCAGAUUCGCACACGUGUGCAGGACCUUGGCCAUGGCUGUAUCUUCCUGGUGCAGAAGGCAGGGGCCCUCCAAGUGUGCCCCACAGACAGCUACACCAAGAGGGAGCUGAUCGAGUGUGCCCGCUCUGUCACUGAGAAGGUGUCCUUGGUGCUGUCCGCUCUUCAGGCUGGAAACAAGGGGACCCAGGCAUGCAUCACAGCUGCAACUGCAGUUUCUGGGAUCAUUGCCGAUCUGGACACCACCAUUAUGUUUGCAACAGCUGGGACACUGAAUGCAGAAAACGGCGAGACCUUUGCUGAUCACAGGGAAAACAUUCUGAAGACAGCCAAGGCCUUGGUGGAAGACACAAAGCUGCUCGUGUCUGGGGCUGCAUCCACUCCAGACAAGCUGGCCCAGGCCGCUCAGUCCUCAGCAGCCACCAUCACCCAGCUGGCAGAGGUAGUCAAACUGGGAGCCGCCAGCCUGGGCUCUAAUGACCCUGAGACCCAGGUGGUACUGAUAAACGCCAUCAAAGACGUGGCCAAGGCCCUUUCCGAUCUCAUUGGUGCUACCAAGGGAGCUGCCAGCAAGCCGGCUGACGACCCCUCCAUGUACCAGCUCAAAGGAGCCGCCAAGGUGAUGGUAACCAAUGUCACCUCCCUUCUUAAGACUGUGAAGGCAGUGGAAGACGAGGCCACCCGGGGCACAAGGGCACUUGAGGCCACCAUCGAGUACAUAAAACAGGAGCUCACAGUGUUCCAGUCAAAAGACAUACCUGAGAAGACAUCAUCACCCGAGGAAUCAAUAAGAAUGACGAAAGGUAUCACCAUGGCAACAGCCAAAGCCGUGGCAGCUGGGAACUCAUGUAGACAAGAGGAUGUAAUUGCAACCGCCAAUCUGAGCAGGAAGGCUGUCUCAGAUAUGCUGAUAGCUUGCAAGCAAGCAUCCUUCUACCCUGAUGUCAGUGAAGAGGUACGAACCAGAGCCUUGCGGUAUGGCACAGAAUGCACCUUGGGCUACCUGGACCUACUAGAACACGUCUUGGUGAUCCUUCAAAAGCCAACUCCGGAUCUCAAGCAUCAACUGGCUUCUUUCUCCAAGAGAGUUGCUGGAGCUGUGACAGAGCUCAUCCAGGCAGCGGAAGCCAUGAAAGGAACAGAGUGGGUGGAUCCAGAAGACCCAACCGUCAUUGCAGAAACUGAGUUACUGGGAGCUGCAGCGUCCAUUGAAGCUGCUGCCAAGAAGUUAGAGCAACUGAAGCCAAGAGCAAAGCCAAAGCAAGCAGACGAGACCCUGGAUUUUGAAGAACAGAUCUUAGAAGCUGCUAAAUCCAUCGCUGCUGCCACAAGUGCCCUGGUCAAAUCGGCCUCAGCAGCCCAGAGGGAGCUGGUAGCCCAAGGCAAGGUGGGCUCCAUCCCUGCCAACGCUGCCGAUGAUGGACAGUGGUCCCAGGGGCUGAUCUCUGCCGCCCGGAUGGUGGCGGCAGCAACCAGCAGUCUCUGUGAGGCAGCCAAUGCCUCUGUUCAGGGACACGCCAGUGAGGAAAAGCUCAUCUCAUCCGCCAAGCAGGUCGCAGCUUCAACCGCUCAGCUGCUGGUGGCCUGCAAGGUGAAGGCCGACCAGGAUUCAGAGGCCAUGAAGCGGCUACAGGUAAUGGUCACUGAUGCUGGUGGGAAAAUACUCCUGUUGGAGCGGGCGGCAGGAAAUGCUGUGAAAAGAGCCUCAGACAAUCUUGUUCGUGCAGCCCAGAAGGCAGCAUUUGGCAAAGCUGAUGAUGAUGAUGUGGUGGUGAAAACCAAGUUCGUGGGAGGCAUUGCUCAGAUCAUUGCAGCCCAGGAGGAAAUGCUGAAGAAAGAACGAGAGCUGGAGGAAGCCAGGAAGAAGCUGGCCCAGAUCCGCCAGCAACAGUACAAAUUCCUCCCCACAGAGCUGAGGGAAGAUGAAGGCUAAGACCUGCCCAUGCUGGCGAGCCCCAGGAGGUGGUUCCUACUCCCCCAACAAGAACUGGACAUACCGGUGUUCCCCAGAGCCAGGAACUUCCUGGAAACUGCUGGCCCUCCACCGGAGUCUGUCUCUCUCAGUCCUCAGUCCCUUCACUAUCAGCUGCAUGAUCAUGGUCUCACACGGUACAGUGUCCCACCCACAGCUCCUCCAGCUCCCCUCACGCCUCGCUAUAUCUCAGGACAGAGGGCGCAUUUCAUGGACUGUUACCAAAAAAGAAAAGUCAGUAUUAACGUUGUUCUCAGACACCUGUACUCCGUGUCCGCUAAGACUGCUCCAGGGCCUCUUUGUGAAAUCACACUUGGGAAAGAACAAUGCUAAUAACGGCUCACAGGAAUCAUCGGUAUCAUGGACACAGAGAUUCUCUCUCUGGAGAGAAGACAGCUGGAGUUGGACACUGUUAAUAAAGCCAGAAACACUCCCAAGUGGACUCCAGAGUCACAGAGGUCCGUGUAAGUGUGGAGCACUGCCUCACCCACGGGGGAGAAGAUCCCCUGCCCCGGUUGCACGCUUUUCUCACCUCGGUGUGUAAGCUCCUUGUACAACUACACCCAUCUUGUAUUCUGUGGCCCAGAAAAAUGGAAGUUAUUUUAUUUUUUUUUCCCCCUCUGUAAUCCAAAGGGCAGAGUUGUGGAAAGUGGUCAGGGUUAGGCGGGCAGGGUUAGGUGGGCAGGGGCCGGAAUAAAAUACUGGGCUCCUCACUCUGCAAGGCUGUUUCAGUUUAUGCAGACACACACAUGGAGACUAUGUCCCUGAUGGGUCUCAGUGCAGCGCCCCCUGGAGGAAGAGUCAGGUAGCAUUUAGGAAGGAGGUUCCCAUGUUCGAGCCCUAUUAUCAGUUUCUGUGCGCUUAAGAGGAUCCAAGUUCAAGAAGGAAAGUUAUUUGUUUAGAACUUUGACCUUUGAUCUCAAGAGGGCAUUUCCCACCAUGUAUCUUAAUAUUCCUAAAAUCUAAAUGUCCCCUCGGGUCAUUGUGAACCUGGGUGACAGUGUUGUUUGUUGUCACAGAAGUGUUUUCACAGUACAUCAUCUGAGUGCUGCCCUUUCAGCCUCCGGAUGCCUUCCCCUGUGCCUUUCCUCUCAGGGCCUCAGAGCGAACAUUAUAGAUCCCCGAGAUGAUGGAUGAGGGAGGGCCUGAUACCAAGUACCAGCAUGCUAAUGAGUUCAUGAAGAGUUAGCAGGGGCAUGCUCGGACUGUAGUUCAGUUGGUAGAGUGUUUGCCUGGUUAGCAUGCACAAAGCACUGGGUCCCAUCCUGUAAACUGGAUGUGGGGCCCCAAGCCUAUAAUCCCAGCACUAGGGAGAUAGAGACAGGUGGAUCAGAAGUUCAAAAUUAUCUUUGGCUACAUAGUAAGUCAGAGACCAGCCUUGGUUACAUGAGACUCUGCCUCCAAAAGAGAAAAAAAAAAUAAUAGAGGCAUAUGGUCUUCAAGGCUAAUGGCUGCUAAAGGCAGGCUUUCUCCCCCUUAAUGAUAUGUUACCAGUACCACAUUGUAUGUUGGGCUCCCCACUUGGUUCCAGGUUUCUACCAAAGAGGAAACACUGGUCCUCUGAAGGAAAAGAAUCAACCUUCGGCCUUGCCAGAUGAGUGUCCCCAAGCAGGCUCUCCUGUAACGCAGCUCUAAAAUGUGAUGAAAUUCUGACACCGUCCCAGAUGUGUAGAGACUUACACAUGCUGCACAAAGGGAUUCCUCUCACACAGGUAGAAGGAUCUAAGUGCAGUGUGAAUGAAAAGCAAAUGCAGGGCACACAUGGAAGGAGUGAGGCAUCAGAUCCAGUAGAGCAGGGCUGCUGGCAAGCCUCCAUGCUGGGAGCCCUUGAUGCUCAUGGUCGCCUCGCUCACCCUCGCUGAGGGGAACUCUUUUUUUUGUUGUUGUUUUUGGUUUGGUUUUCCGAGACAGGGUUUCUCUGUGUAGCCCUGGCUGUC